This is a messenger RNA of Camponotus floridanus (Florida carpenter ant), 603 nucleotides long. It is a transcript of the gene RpS24, whose product is annotated as 40S ribosomal protein S24. The transcript has 4 exons. Gene Ontology annotation, cellular component: ribosome. Gene Ontology annotation, biological process: translation. Gene Ontology annotation, molecular function: structural constituent of ribosome. The record is from RefSeq and is a predicted model, not a curated record. NCBI's taxonomy places the organism in Eukaryota, Metazoa, Arthropoda, Insecta, Hymenoptera, Formicidae. The coding region runs from base 16 to 426 and encodes 136 amino acids.
AUUAAAUAUUCGAAAAUGGCAUCUAAUAAAACGGAAGGUACAGCUACCAUCAGAACAAGAAAGUUUAUGACCAAUCGGCUUCUAUGCCGAAAACAAAUGGUCGUAGAUGUAAUCCAUCCUGGCCAACCAUCGGUUCGUAAAACCGAAAUACGCGAAAAAUUAGCCAAAAUGUACAAAGUAACUCCAGAUGUUGUCUUUGUGUUUGGCUUCCAAACUAACUUUGGCGGUGGUAAAUCUACUGGAUUUGCACUCAUUUAUGAUACUUUGGACUUUGCCAAGAAGUUUGAGCCCAAAUACAGGUUAGCGAGACAUGGUCUUUUUGAAAAACAAAAACAAACCAGGAAACAGCGUAAGGAACGCAAGAAUAGAAUGAAGAAAGUUAGAGGUACUAAGAAGAGUAAAGUUGGAGCAGCAUCUAAGAAGUAAAACCACAAGCUAUCAUGAAGACCUCAAUCAUCGACGUAAAAAUUAUUAUAAUAUUGUACUAUGGAAUAGAAUUGUAAUUAUAAUAAAUUUUGCGGAGUGAACGUACGCAUUUCUUUUUUAAAUUAGAUUGUCGAAUUUUAAUAUUAUUAUAAAGAAAGUAAUAUAAAAUUAAUGUUA